AUGGCACAGCCUUCUCUUCCCGGCCAAGCCACUGACGCUUCACGUUCCAGUCCGAGCUUGGCCAACGAGAAUGCCGCGGCCGGAGUCAAGAGGAAAAGAGCAGCUGAGCGGAAAUUUUACGCCGUGAGGCAAGGGAAGACACCUGGUAUCUACGAAACAUGGACAGAUUGUCUGGGUCAAGUGAAGGGACAUAAGGGUGCUGUGUUUAAGGCGUUUCAAACUCUUCAUGAGGCCCAAGCAUUUAUGGACGGCAGAGCUCUUCCAAACACCAACGCCUCUGGAGUGCAAAAAUUCUACGCCGUCCAAAAUGGAAGAGUCCCAGGUGUGUACACCGACUGGAUACAGGCUCAGGCCCAGAUCCGGGGGAUCAGGAAACCUAGGCACAAGAAGUUCAAUACCCGAGCAGAAGCAGAAGCCUUUGUGGCUGCUGGUCGGAAGGCUAAUGGUCUUGAAUCCGGACACAGCGUCACCCCAGAAGAGGAGAUACGCCGGUUAAUAGUCCGCAGUUCAGCGCCAGGUUUGCAAAUGAAUGGAACAUAUUCUCCGAAAGACAAGGAGGGGAAGCCUUAUGCAAUCGGCCAAGGUCCUCUGCCACCCGGGGCUGAGGAUGGAUAUGAUCCCAAUAUAAAGUUGGGGCCGGACGGCACCAUCAUCAAUCGGACCGACGAAGAGAAGAACAAAACCAAAAUGGUGGCUAGACAGAAGGACUCCCCAGGGAUGCUUCGCAUCUACACCGACGGGUCGAGCCUCAAAAAUGGUCAGGCAGGAGCUAGGGCAGGCGUAGGAGUGUUUUUUGGCCCUCAAGACCCAAAGUAUGCCAACCCUCCAUCCUCCAAAUCUAAGUCCAAGUCCAAAUCCAAAUCCAAAUCCAAAUCCAAAUCCAAAUCCAAAUCCAAAUCCAAAUCCAAAUCCACUCGUUACACAACCUCCAGAACGCAACACCUUAUUUAUACCAUGGACUGGGCGGCUCGUCAGGGUGGCUACGGCGAUGGACCAACCAAGAAACGGCAGGCAGGCGGAGAGGAUGACGAGGAAACGGCACAAGAAAAAGAAAGGCUAACGAAUUGGCGUUAUAGAAAUGUCUCCGAGGCGCUCAAAGGCAGCAAACAGACCAACCAACGGGCCGAACUGACAGCCAUCUUACGAGCAUUGGAUAUCGCUCCCCGGCACAGAGAAGUGACCAUCUACACGGACAGCAAGUAUGCCAUUGAUUGUGUGACGAAUUGGUAUCGAAAUUGGAAGAAAAACGGUUGGGUCAACGCCAAAGGGAAACCUGUGGAGAAUAAGGAUUUGGUGGUAGAUAUCCGAGAGAGAAUGGAAGAGAGGGAGCAGCUUGGCAAAGUCACAUAUUUUGUCUGGGUCAAGGGCCAUAUGGACAACCCAGGAAACAUUGCAGCGGACCGUCUGGCUGUUCAGGGGGCGAUGGCUGGGAGAGGGCUUGAAGAUGGAAAAGACGAAGAGUCCAACCAGACGACAAAGACGAAAGGUACAAAGGAAGAUGGAGGAAAAGAAGACUUGGAUGAGGGGGAACAAGAAGAGGGUGAUGAGGCCGAGUUAUUUCGGGCGAUGGAACUUGCCCUGGAGGACGAUUUUGGGGUCGAGGUCGAGGUCGAGUUCGAGUGA
Molecule: messenger RNA, 1623 nt
Organism: Cladophialophora psammophila CBS 110553
Lineage: Eukaryota; Fungi; Ascomycota; Eurotiomycetes; Chaetothyriales; Herpotrichiellaceae
Exons: 2
Coding region: 1-1623 (540 amino acids)
Biological process (GO): DNA replication, removal of RNA primer
Molecular function (GO): RNA-DNA hybrid ribonuclease activity; nucleic acid binding
Source: RefSeq, a predicted model, not a curated record